Messenger RNA from Laccaria bicolor S238N-H82, 868 nucleotides. RefSeq lists its product as uncharacterized. Lineage: Eukaryota; Fungi; Basidiomycota; Agaricomycetes; Agaricales; Hydnangiaceae. The coding region runs from base 1 to 786 and encodes 261 amino acids. The record is from RefSeq and is a predicted model, not a curated record. Gene Ontology annotation, biological process: protein ubiquitination; negative regulation of gene expression via chromosomal CpG island methylation. Gene Ontology annotation, molecular function: ubiquitin protein ligase activity. The transcript is spliced from 8 exons.
AUGCCCGGACCAAGCUCUUCGCACAUAUUUGGCGAAAUCCAAGGAGCCCCCGUUGGCACACACUUCAUAGACCGUAAAGAAUUGGCACAAGCAGGCGUUCACGCAGGCAACCAGCAAGGCAUCUGGGGAUCCAGUGAAUUUGGUGCUUACUCUAUCGUGCUUAACGGAGGAUAUGUGGAUGAUGAUGAUAUGGGAGAGACUCUCAUAUAUACAGGCCAUGGUCAGGGUCGUGGAAAAGACGGAAAAGAACGCAGACACCCACGCUUCGAUGUUGGUCCUCAAGUAGGCGAUCAAGAAUGGGUGCGUGGCAAUGCCGCGAUGAGGGUAUCGGCCGAGACUGGCCGUCCAGUACGCGUCAUUCGCGGCCCUGAAGGGAACGAGGACUAUUCACCUAUCGAAGGGUAUCGUUAUGACGGCCUAUACAAAGUCGUCCGCGCAUGGCAAGAAAAAGGAAAAGCAGGAUUCCUGAUGUGUAAAUUCCUUCUCCAGCGUCUCCCCUCCCAACGUCCCCUGCCCCGACCAAACCGCCCCGCCAAAUGGUGGGACCCCCGUCCCUCCGAACUUGGGUUGUCUAGGGCACCAAUCACCUGGCCGGAGAAACGCCAGGUUAUGGAUGAGGAGAAGGAUGCGAAGAUGAGAGAAGAACAACAGGCAAACAAUCAAACUGCACCUGUUCAUCAUUGGGUCCCUUCGUCUAGUCGACAGCAGGAAACAACGUCAACGGUCCCUCCACGUAACGGCCUUUUGAAGAUCAGGGGCAGAUAUACAACCUUUGGCUCCAAGUAGUAUUUCACUCAUCUUUCACACUUUGUGUAUAUCUUGUUUUUCUGGCUCUCUAUCCCUCUCUAUCGAUUAUCUCUUCAUCUGU